AGCUACAAGUAACUAACCCCAAAGACCAACUGCAUUUACCGGUCAAGAAUGCCGCGUGUUAACUAAAAGAAAUAAUCCAAAAAAAUAGAAAAUAGGCAAACAAAAAAGUACAAAACCAAAAAUAAAUUAAAAAUUUAAUAUCUUUAAGAAUAGAAUAAGGCCACAAAUCGAUAUAAUGGAGGAAUUUCUGGAUAAUUUUGGGAUGACGAUACCCAGUUUAAGAGGCAUCUACGAGACUUUAACUCGCAAAAAACCGAUUGAAGAUUCCAGUGAAUCGAAAUUGGCCAAGGUUCUGUCGGCCUUUGAUUUGACCACUUUGGGCAUUGGCUCCACCUUGGGGGUGGGUGUCUAUGUGUUGGCUGGCCAAGUCUCCAAAGUCUAUGCCGGUCCUGCAGUGAUCUUCAGUUUCUUAAUAGCAGCCAUUGCUUCCAUAUUUGCGGGUUUGUGUUAUGCAGAGUUUGGAGCUCGAGUGCCUCGUGCAGGUUCGGCAUAUGUUUACAGUUAUGUUACCAUUGGCGAGUUCAUUGCAUUCGUCAUAGGCUGGAAUUUGAUAUUGGAAUAUGCCAUAGGCUCAGCCAGUGUGGUCAAAGGUCUGAGCUCAUAUUUGGACAACCUUUGCGAUCAUGCCAUGGAGAAAUUCCUGGGCACUCAUCUGCCUAUGAACAUUGAGGGCUUAAAUCAUUACCCCGAUAUCUUUGCCUUCGGUGUCACCAUUGUCUUUGCCUGGGCCAUAGCCAUGGGAGCCAAAGAGUCUACCCGACUUAAUACGAUUUUCACUUUGCUGAAUCUCAGUGUGGUAUUAUUUGUCAUAAUAGCCGGCCUCUUUAAAGUGUCCACCAAAAACUGGGCCAUUCCCAAAGCCGAAGUACCCGAAGGCUAUGGCGAAGGUGGUUUUGCUCCCUAUGGCUUUGCUGGUAUUAUACGAGGUGCGGCCAUUUGCUUUUAUGGCUUCAUUGGUUUCGAUUGCAUUGCCACGGCUGGUGAAGAGGCAAAAAAUCCUAAAAAAUCCAUUCCAUUUGCUGUCAUCACUUCGCUGGCCAUGGUGUUCCUGGCCUAUUUUGGCAUUUCCACUGUUCUCACUAUGAUGCUGCCCUACUAUGAACAGGACGAAAGUGCUCCUUUGGUUCAUGUCUUUAGCAUUUAUGGCUGGACUGCGGCCAAGUAUAUUGUCUCCAUAGGCGCCAUAUGUGCCAUGUGUACCAGUUUGAUGGGUUCCAUGUUCCCUCUGCCACGCAUAGUAUAUGCCAUGGCCAAUGAUGGUUUACUUUUCAAGUUCAUGGGUGAAAUCAGUUCCAAACAUAAGACUCCUUUGAAUAGCACCCUGCUGACGGGAUUUCUAACAGGGGCUUUUGCUGCCAUCUUCAAUCUGAAGCAAUUGAUGAAUAUGAUGUCCAUAGGCACUUUCUUGGCCUAUUCCAUGGUGGCUGCAUGUGUUUUGAUACUGCGCUACGAAAGUGAUGAGAGAAGAGAUAGUCGCAAUCUGGCCAAUGGCAGGCUGCUGCUGGAGCAAAGUGACGCUGAUUGUGGUUUCUUGAGAAUGUUGUUCAACAGCUCCCGAUCUACGGUGCCUAGCAAGAAAACUUCGCGCAUUGUAACCAUGAUGAUAAUGUUGUAUGUUAUACAAUGUGUGCUGUUGACCCAGAUUCUGUUGCCCUUCGAGGAGAACUUCAGUGGCAUAUCCGUUUUAGAUUUCAUCAAGCUGGGUGUGAAUAUAGUGUCAUUGAUUUUGACCUUGUUCAUCAUUUCACGCCAGCCGGUAUCUUCAGCCUCACUGGCCUUCAAGGUACCCUUUGUACCAUGGGUACCAGGAUUUUCUUUGCUCAUCAAUAUCUACCUCAUGAUAAAACUGGACAUCAUGACCUGGGUGCGUUUCAGCAUAUGGAUUGCCAUUGGCCUGAUUAUAUUCUUUGCCUAUGGCAUACGCCAUAGUCGCAUGAGACGCAGAGAGCUUAAAAUCUUGGCCGAUUCUGAAUCUCGAGAGAGAAGUGAAAUUGACUCAAUCUCAUCGUUACACGCCGAUGAUCGCUUCAGCACUCAAGUUCCAUUGAUGGUUAUGCACACUACAAGUUAAUCUCAUAGUUUAAGCGAAAAGAAGACAAAACUCCAGGUUGAUGCCAAGGUGUUAUAGCAAAGGCAAUAAUAAUAAGAUGCUACUAUUAACAAAAAGGCACAUUGUUCCUUUUUUUAGAAUUUGACAACAAAAAAUUAUUUACGAUCUAAGGAGAGUAAAGCAAUUUACAGUUACUGUUUUUGAUUAUGUUAACAUUCGAUUGCAGCAAGGAAAUCGUUAUCGCAAUAAUAAUGCUAAUUUAGCUGAAAGAGUAAUUCCAAACUAACAUUAACAAGAGAGUUUCCAAAAUGCUCGUGAUAUCGCGAAUCGUAUUUCAUUGUCUACAAUUAAUACUGAAACAUCAUACAUACAUAUUGCUCACUCACACAAAUCAACAUAGGAAACCAACUAAUUUAGCACCAAUCACCUCCAGCUUAGAAAGAGGAAAUCUUAAUGUGUGAACGCCCCAUCAGUUUUCUAGUAGAACUUCAAAACAUGUUUCCACUCAAAUAAUGUCUCUUUAAUUUGCUCGCCUCAUCUGACCUCAAAAUGUCAAUAAUCAUGUACUUAAUUUUAGUAACGAAAAUAUGUCGAAAUAAGCGUUUUUUACGCCUGUGAAUAUUUUGUAAAGUUUUCAUUAAAAAAUUCAAUAAUUCUUAAGCUAAUUUUUUGUUUAACACUUUGUACAAGUUUAGUUUAAGCUACAAAAAUAAA
Stomoxys calcitrans (stable fly) is the source of this 2764-nucleotide messenger RNA. RefSeq names its product cationic amino acid transporter 2. Gene Ontology annotation, molecular function: amino acid transmembrane transporter activity. The transcript is spliced from 5 exons. Gene Ontology annotation, cellular component: plasma membrane. Bases 176 to 2071 code for a protein of 631 amino acids. NCBI's taxonomy places the organism in Eukaryota, Metazoa, Arthropoda, Insecta, Diptera, Muscidae. Gene Ontology annotation, biological process: amino acid transport; transmembrane transport. The record is from RefSeq and is a predicted model, not a curated record.